AUGACAUCUCGCGCCCUUGCCCCGGCCACGCGGCGGCACGCUAUAAAGAACCUUCAUCCGUUACCCCCAUCCGCCAUCAUCCUCGCCGUUCCGCAUCACCAUCGUUCUAUCCAUUACCGUUCCUCUACACGGCUCAUUCACCCUAAUAAAGCACGCUUGGUUCCUCACCAGACGACAAGAUUCAACGCUACCCUCGCCGCCAUGCCCUCCACCAACGACUUUGCCAAGACACUCAAGGCCCUUCACCGACCCGGCCAGCCUCUCAUCGUUCCCAACGUAUGGGAUGCGCCGUCCCUCCAAGCCGUCUCCUCACUCAACACCACCACCACCGCCUCCCCAUCCUCCCCCUCCCGCAAACCCGUCGCCGCCUUGGCCACCGCCUCGUGGGCGCUCGCACAUGCCCGCGGCGCCCAAGACGAGGACCUGACUGCCGAGCAGAACCUCGACGCCCUGCGCGCCCUCGCGCCUCUCGCCGCCCUCGCGGGCCUGCCCCUCUCUGCCGAUCUCCAAGACGGCUACGGCGCGCGCAUCUCUGAAAUCUUUUCCACGGCCGCGCGCUACGGCGUCGCCGGCGCCAACCUGGAAGACAGCAUCCCGUCUGCCGGCUUUGGUCAGGGCAUUGCCGGUUCGCUGUAUAGCAAAGAGGACGCGGUUGCGCGCAUCAAGACGGCGUUGGAGGCGGUGGCCGGUGCCGGCGUGCCGGAUUUUGUCAUUAAUGCGCGCUGCGAUGCGUUUAGGCUGGAUGCUUCGCCAGAGCUCGACGACGAGACGCGCAUGCGUGAGGCGCUGGACCGCGGACGCGCAUAUCUGGAGGCCGGCGCGACAACCGUCUUCUUCUGGGGCGGCGGCGCGCGUGGACUGAGUACCGCCGAGGUGCGGAGAUUAGUUGCCGAGCUGGACGGGCGCGUUGCCGUCUUGCUGACCAAGAGGGAUGGCGGCCACUCGACGGCCGAGCUGGCCGAGAUGGGCGUGGCUAGAAUCAGCGUCGGGCCGUCACUGUACCUGGCGGCCAUGAAUGCUGUCAAGACGGGGGCGGCCCAGAUUCUUGGCGGUGGUGGUCUCUUGUGA
This is a messenger RNA of Beauveria bassiana ARSEF 2860, 1068 nucleotides long. Its product is annotated as carboxyphosphonoenolpyruvate phosphonomutase-like protein. Gene Ontology annotation, molecular function: catalytic activity. The transcript has a single exon. The coding region runs from base 1 to 1068 and encodes 355 amino acids. The record is from RefSeq and is a predicted model, not a curated record. NCBI's taxonomy places the organism in Eukaryota, Fungi, Ascomycota, Sordariomycetes, Hypocreales, Cordycipitaceae.